CUACUCUUCCUUUUACGGAUUUGGGAAAUUUUUCCUACGACAUCUGCUCAACACAGCUCAGCACAGAUGUUCCAAAACAGCCACCCAUCAAAGUUUGAAAAUAGAUGUUGCGAAAACUACCAGCAUUCGUAACAAAUCAGAAGUUUUGUUUUUAUACGUUAAUCCGACAUUACAAUAAAACACCUACCAUGACUGAUCUAAAAGCUAAUAAAAUGGGCUUGCCGUUGAAAGAAAUUUUGGAUGCGUUAAACAAAUUCGCAAAUACAUCUUUAGCUGAAUCCUGGGAUAAUGUUGGAUUAUUAAUCGAACCCACAUAUCCAAAGGACGUAAAAAAUAUCUUGUUAACAAACGACUUAACAGAAAAUGUCUUGAAUGAAGCGUUAAACCUGUCAACGGAUAUGAUCAUUUCAUAUCAUCCUCCAAUAUUUUUACCACUUAAAUCUAUAACCAUGAAAACAUGGAAGGAACGUAUAGUCGCAAAAUGCUUAGAAAAUAAAAUAGCCGUAUAUUCUCCACAUACUGCAUUUGAUUCAAUAAAGGGAGGCGUAAAUGAUUGGUUGGCUUCAGCUUUCAAUAAUGUGAUAGAUAGUAGUAAACCAAUAAAACCAAGUGAGAACAUAGAAAAUGGUAUGGGCCGUCUAUGCAUUUUUAAAGAGAAAAUACAUAUAGACGAAGCAGUACGUCUUGUAAAACAACACACUAAAUUGAAAUUUGUGAAGCUGGCCCAUGCUCCGAAGUCAGAUGGCUUUAUAAAUUCCGUUGCUGUAUGUGCAGGAUCAGGAUCAAUCAUUUUAAAAAAUGUACAAGCUGAUUUAUAUCUUACAGGAGAAAUGUUACAUCACGAUAUACUCGAUGCAAUUCAUAAUGGAAUUUAUGUUAUUUUAACAAAUCAUUCUAAUUCCGAACGUGGUUUUCUCGAAAGUUUUGCAUCAACAUUAUCAAAUGCAUUAAAUAAUUCUGUAAAUGUUAAUGUAUCUAUCGUUGAUGCUGAUCCUUUGGAAAUCGUAUAAUUUAAAACGUGUUCUUUGAUGAAACAAUCAUUUCAUAUAAUAAUUUUAUUGUUUCAUUUAUAAUUAUAUACUUUUUUUGGAUAACAAAUAUUAUGUUAUUAUACAUUCAUAUUUUCUUGAAAUAUUUAUUUCAAAAGAGACAGAUAAACAUAUUGUUAAAUAUAAAGUAAAUGUCGAUGUAAUUAUAUA
Molecule: messenger RNA, 1199 nt
Organism: Polistes canadensis
Lineage: Eukaryota; Metazoa; Arthropoda; Insecta; Hymenoptera; Vespidae
Product: NIF3-like protein 1
Exons: 5
Coding region: 105-1010 (301 amino acids)
Cellular component (GO): cytoplasm; mitochondrion
Source: RefSeq, a predicted model, not a curated record